UCUCUAUCUUCAGCUUGGUUGUUAAGGAUUUUGUUCAAGAAUAAUGGAGAAUGGCUUAAGUUUUGAUAAUUAUGACUUUAAUAUACUUGUGCACAUAUGUCCUUUGCUGUGUGUAUUGACAAAACUUGUCUGUUUUCAAGUUUUAUCACUCCCAGUCUGUUGUACUUGCCACCUCACAGAAUUUAUGUACCUGUAAAGUCACUGUUUGAUGUAUGAUCUUGUUUCUGCUUUUUAAUUCUUGAUGUGCAAAUUAGUGGUGGUUGAUGUUUUUGCUUGCUUGGCGGGCUUAUACUUUAUUCUGCAUUGCUGCACAUUGCUAACUAUAAUCAGGUAAACCAUCAUUCUAGCAGGUGUUUUGCACUUCACAUUUACAUCAAACAAACAGUGAAGUAGAUUGGGCAUAUGGAACCUUCUUCUUAGUUAAUAUGUUUUCCUAAUAUUGAAAGUUUUUGUAAAGGAAAAUAUAAAGAACUUAUACUUUAGGAGGUCUCCAAUAAAUGUCUUCUAUAUAAAGAAACACAGGACUUCUUAACUUUGUUCAGCUACUUAAUUCAAUGCUUUAUAAGGAAAGCUGUUUCAAUUUCAAUUUAUGGUUGAACUUUGCUACUUCUUUACAUACCAUUAGAAAAUUAUGGAAGUUCUUUAUUGAUAAACUUCGAAAAUGUUGUAUUUGAAAUAGCCCAGAAGAAUGGCAGGUAUGUUAACAGCUUCAAAGAAGGAUGCUUUUUCAAGCAAUUUCUUUUCCUUGUAGAGCCUUCGGGUUCUACCUGUUUGAGUUUGUCUCAUUCUUUUAAAAAAUUUAAUACAAAAUCACUUUGUAGAAUUAAAAUUUCAUGAAUUUCUAAAUUCUGCAUUUGGAAUUGGAAACCAAUAAACAUAUUUGGAUAAUGCAAUCUGGAUCAUAGAACCCCUGAAUAAUGGAGUUCCAUUCCAUGACUGAAUAUGAGACCAAAGACUUCAGCCUAAGAGAUGGAUAAUAUGUCGAGUAAAUUGUUCCGUUUCAGUGUCAUAUGCCUUGAUAAAAUGGGAAGCAUCUCUAGAUGAAUUCGUGGAGCAGCAGUUCCUUCAAAAUGAGGUCCUCAUUUUAAGCCCCACUUGGGGAAAUUCCAUCAGUCUAGAAAAAAAGAAAUAUUCUUUGUUCUGAUUAAACUACUCCAAUUAGUAGAGAAAGAGUUGUAUUUGAUAUGCAUGGAAAACAUAAGUAUUGUAAAAGGCACAAUUCUUUUCUAUGCUAAUGUAAAUUGUAGCUAGAAGGUCUGUUAUCUUCUGUUUUAUGUCUUUAGGCUGUGAAGGGUUGUAUAUGGCUAUUCGAACAAGAGCAAGCAUUAGGCUUCAGCAGUGUGUCAACUAACAUUCGAAUGACAGCCAUCAAACUCAAAUCUGGAGGAUUAUGGGUCCACGCACCCAUUGCUCCAACGAAGGAGUGUAUUCAGAUCAGGGAUUGGAUUGAUAGUAUUGUCCGAGACUGGAAAUUCAAGAGGAUAAUUCCUGCUCAUUUUGCUGCUCCAAUAAACACAGGCAGGUCUGAAUUUUUAGCCGCGUUUUCAUUCCUAGAUGACUUCUUGGGAGAGCGAUAUGUUACUCAGCCUUCACUUUCGCUUCUAUUUUCAUCAAUUAUGAGGAAGGCGGCGAGUUACUUCCCACCGGAUGACAUGAAGACCUUAUCAUCUCUUGAUCAGUUCUUGGUCUCGGUGGGAGCAGUGAAGAAGACUGUCUCAGGCCGGAAGAAGACAGCAUGACAGAUAAAUUUAGCCAAUGAGUUUCGCUACCAUAAAUUUACAAACAUGUAUAUGCAGUGUUUGAUAAAUCAUCAUUGCCCUAGCAUAAAAUACAUAGAUUUGAUGUCCCUAGCUGUAGAUGUUUUAAAUGAUAUAUACGAGAUUCAAAAGGUUGAAGUGUCGAA
This is a messenger RNA of Populus nigra (black poplar), 1903 nucleotides long. RefSeq lists its product as uncharacterized. The record is from RefSeq and is a predicted model, not a curated record. The transcript has 2 exons. The coding region runs from base 1359 to 1739 and encodes 126 amino acids. NCBI's taxonomy places the organism in Eukaryota, Viridiplantae, Streptophyta, Magnoliopsida, Malpighiales, Salicaceae.